ACGAGCUCGACGUCUACCUGCAAUGCUGAUGCCCUUCCAUCUCACUUCACUCUCCUGACUUUUGCAUCGUGAGGUACAUUUGCUCAUGCUGUGGGACUCAAGAUGACUGCCGAGAUCGUAGCAAGAGAUGUCAGGCUUCCAACCGACCGUACUAUUGCCUUUGCCAUUUCCAUCGUAGCCUCCAAACCUGAGGAGUUGAGCAUCAGAGAAUACAUCGCACUCCUUCGACAGCAUAUCGCACCAGACCGCCGCGAGCAUGCCCUCAGCUCUUCGCAUAACCACCUGGACAGGUCAGCAUAUUGGCGCUCGCAAUACGAGCGAAGCAACAACGCACGCCGAAAAGCCGAGUAUGAGGCCACUGGUCUCAAACUGGAGAUUGCUAAGCUAAAGGAGCAGCUCACUGAGCAGAUUCCCGACGGUGCUGCUGGCAAGAAGCGCAAGAAGGCUGAUGGGAACGAUGUCCUCGUGCCGCGAUCACCAAAGCGACCGAAGCCAUCUGCCGCAGUGAUGACCCGAGCCGCUGGCUCCGCAGAAAUGAUCGCAGAGUUUGAUUUCACCGGCAUGGGUGCAGCUUGCGACACGCUCAUGCGCAGCUUCUACCAGGUCAAUUGCAUCCUCACAACCAGCCAGAAGACCAAUACUCCAGUCCUCGCGCAAAACUGCGUUCAGGCUGCUUCGGCAGUGGUGCAAGUGAUCCGACAGAUUGUGCUGAACGGCAGGACAAGUGAUGAUCCCAAGACGAUUUUCAGAGCUUCCAGUAGAGCUGUCCUGUCCCUCACAAUGGGGUUGAAUCGACUGAGCCACGUUCAGGAUGGUGUCGCCGUCCAAGGCCACGUCAUAUACGCAUAUGUCCGCAUGUUCGCACAUCUCGUUGAUAUCGCCUCGGAGUCUGUCCAAUCAACUGUACUGGCAUCUGACAACGCUGUACGCCCAGAGACAGCAACGAGGAAACGAGGAAAAUCGAAGAUGGCAUCAAAGCAGGCUGCUCAGGUGUCGGAUCCUGGAACACACCCAGCCAGGGAUAUGUUGGCGACAUUCGUGUUUGACAUCGUUGCGCAGUUGGACUCCAAGAAUGAAGCGCACAAAGCCUUGUUCGAAGGGUACACGUACGUCGUACUGGAGAAGCUAGGCUCCCACUUGUAUACGCUUGUCUUCGGCAUUCCGCGGGCCGCGACGAUUGAGGGCGAAAUCUCGACCGUUCAUGGCGAGGAUGUCGACAGAGAUGGCAACAAAUCCGAAGACGGUCAAGCGAAGGCCGCAAGACUCGAGGCUUCGUUUCUCCUCCAGCUCAUGAAGCGUAUUGUGGCCAUCGCGCCGGAGUACCUGGGGACAAUCAUGAGUACUAAACCAGCGAUGUCGAAAAAGGCUGGUGUCCGAGAUGGCGUGAAGGGUGCUUUAGCGAGUACAGCCCUGAAGCGUCUGCAGCAAACUCUGAUCAAAUGUGCGUUUGGUGCGGAAGAAUCCCACGGUGCUGAGGGAUUGCAGGAUUGCCUCAAGAUGCCAGUAAUGGUCGAUGCGCCCUUGGCGAUACCAGAGGUCAAUGAGGCUGACGGACGGGAAUGGUUCAUCCGAGAGAUGUGGAGGCUCUUAGGAUGGCAGAUCCUUGGUCAGGAAGAACAGCUUGUUUGAGAAGCGAAUCAACCCCCGUGCAACGUAGACACGAAGACGAUGUUGUCGUUUGGCUGCAGCUCGUAGCGGUCUUCGCCUUCGAGCUCCCAGUC
Neohortaea acidophila is the source of this 1721-nucleotide messenger RNA. RefSeq lists its product as uncharacterized. Lineage: Eukaryota; Fungi; Ascomycota; Dothideomycetes; Mycosphaerellales; Teratosphaeriaceae. Bases 103 to 1629 code for a protein of 508 amino acids. The transcript has 4 exons. The record is from RefSeq and is a predicted model, not a curated record.